This is a messenger RNA of Oreochromis aureus, 827 nucleotides long. Its product is annotated as 40S ribosomal protein S27-like. Gene Ontology annotation, molecular function: structural constituent of ribosome; RNA binding. Gene Ontology annotation, biological process: translation; ribosomal small subunit assembly. Lineage: Eukaryota; Metazoa; Chordata; Actinopteri; Cichliformes; Cichlidae. Bases 139 to 393 code for a protein of 84 amino acids. Gene Ontology annotation, cellular component: cytosolic small ribosomal subunit; ribosome. The record is from RefSeq and is a predicted model, not a curated record. The transcript is spliced from 4 exons.
ACGAAGACUCCGCCUACUCGAUUCUUAUAUCUCAGACCUACACCAAACUACAGGUGGAUUUAGUGACGAGCAUAGUGCGCUUAGUUUGCUAUAUCUUUUAUUUACAUUUGACGAGAAAACCGGACGAUCUGAGCAAAAAUGUCUCUGGCUAAGGAUCUGAUGCACCCAAGUUUUGCAGAGGAGAGGAGGCGGCAUAAGAAGAAGAGGCUGGUGCAGAAUCCAAACUCUUACUUCAUGGAUGUUAAAUGCAUGGGGUGUUACAGGAUCACCACCAUCUUCAGCCAUGCCCAGACAGUGGUGCCCUGCGCAGGCUGCUCUAUAAUCCUCUGUAGGCCACGAGGGGGGAAAUGCAGACUGACAGCAGGCUGCGCCUUCAGAAAGAAACAGACAUGAACAGUAAUGAACCUGGAACCAUGCAGCAGAAACGCCCAAGGAUAAUCGAGGCUGAACGAUGCCAUGUUGCAAAUCCUCAGCAAAUAGAGAAACUGCCUCUAUUUAUCUAAAUGAGUACGAUUUUACCCCCGAGUGGGGCUGAAUGAGAGAAUCAUACGGAUGCAUGUACACUCCCAAACAGAUUGACAUAAUGAAGCACUUUGCUGUAAAGACAUUGUGCAUGAGUAAAAUGCAACAAUCAAAUUUGCAAAAAAAUUCAGACAAGUCAUGAUUUCUGUAAAACAUUUUAAUAGGUUGACAUGGAUGGGGUGGGGGUGGGUGAAUGAAGUAUUUCAUUACCAGUCUCAAUCAAAUGUGAGGCACUCUCAGUGGCUCUGACAUGAGAUGAAACCACAAUGACCAUCACAAAAAAAAAUAAAAAAACAUUUCAUGAA